AUGUAUUCUCUAUUAUUAUUUCCAUUCAUUUUUUCCUGCAUAUUCUCACAAUGCCGUGAUCUUCAUACAUCUUGCGAUCUUUUUGUCUCAUUGGAUUUAUGCAACACAACAUCUCAAUUGGCAAUCAUGAAAUAUAAUUGUGCAAAAUCUUGCUCGUUUUGUGGUGUUUUUGUUGGUGAUUGUGUUGAUCGAUUGACAAAUUGUGAUAGUUAUAAAAGUAGUGGAUUAUGUGAAACUGAUGAUAAAUUGAGGGUUGAAUAUGCUUGCUCAAAAACUUGCAAUGUUUGUAGUUCUCCUGUUUGA
Molecule: messenger RNA, 303 nt
Organism: Caenorhabditis angaria
Lineage: Eukaryota; Metazoa; Nematoda; Chromadorea; Rhabditida; Rhabditidae
Source: the annotation of a GenBank genome assembly